This is a messenger RNA of Rotaria socialis, 786 nucleotides long. Lineage: Eukaryota; Metazoa; Rotifera; Eurotatoria; Philodinida; Philodinidae. The record is from the annotation of a GenBank genome assembly.
AUGAUUAUCUUAUUAACAUGGAUAUUGCUUAUUGGUCUUGGUUCAAUUUGUUUAUAUUUCUUCGGAAUUUUCGAUGCCUGUCUUGAUUUUCUAAUAAACUAUUUAUUUAAUCGGCAGAAAACAAUUCGUUUUCGUCAACGUCCAUCACGCAUUUUUCUUGUUCGACAUGGAGAAUCUCAAGCUAAUGUUGAUACGACUUUAUAUGCCCGUGUGGCCGAUCAUGAUAUUGAAUUAACUGAAAAAGGUCGUAAACAAGCUCUUGCAGCUGGUCAAAAAUUACAGUCAGUAAUUGGUAAAGAAUCAGUUUAUAUUUAUAUGAGUCCAUACAAACGUUCGAAACAAACUUGGUCAAAUAUUCGAAAAGCAUUUUCGCCAUUGCAAAUCAUAACUGAACGUGAAGACCCACGUUUACGUGAGCAAGAAUUUGGAAAUUUAGCUGAUUUAACAACACAAAAGCAAGUAUUUGCAGAUCGUGAUCGUUUAGGACACUUUUUCUAUCGUUUCGCAUCGGGUGAAAGUGGUGCUGAUGUAUAUGAUCGGGCAUCAUUAUUUCUUGAUACUCUAUUUCGUGAGAUGGACAAUGGACAUCAUGAUCCAACACAAAAUAUAAUUAUUGUAUCGCAUGAACUUUUUAUGCGUCUAUUUCUUAUGCGUUAUUUUCGGUGGACGAUUGAUGAAUUGAACAUUUUAAAAACAUUUAAUAACUGUGAAAUAUGUGAAUUAAAAAAAAUUGAUGGUCUCUUUACUUUAGAUGGGCACAAACGACCACCAACGCAAUCAUCGUGA